AGACACUAUUUAAACGAUUAUUGGCGAGUCAAGAGGUAUUGGAAAAGAACAGAAAUAAGGACUAGUAUCAAAAAGUGUCCCACCGAGUUAAACGUUGAUGAUCCCGCUGUGAAGGAAUUAGUACCAGAUACAGGAAUGAAGUGUGAAUGACGGCAACUAUUUCGGACUGGACUGCAAGUGGCCCCAUUGAAACUACAGAGGUGCUAAUUAUACGUUUAUUGGUUGAAGAUAUCUGCAAUUAGUAGCUCUUAGAAAAACGUUGUGGUUCUGUUGUGUAACCCUGAUACGAUUUCAUGGUACGAUAACACCCAUCUUUCGGACUGAUUGACGGUGCAAGAGGAAAUGUUCAAUUUGUGAGCAUUCAGGUGGUUUAAUUCGAGCAGAUUAUCAGAAAAACGUGUGGAUGUUCGCAGUGAAUUUGAUGAUAAUCUACCAUCAGGGAGUCUAUUUUGAUUUUUCGAAUAAGCUUGGUCAUUGUACGGAUUAUUUAUAUUGUAAACCACAUAUGACAGUUUAAAUGAAACCGCUGAGUGAAAUUGAAAAGAACAUCAUUUAAGUGAAACACGCGAUUAGAGCCGGUGUUAAGUUUUGCUCGCACGACCGCGUCCAUUGAAGCAGCUCUCGUACGCUGUAACUCAAAAUUUGGUACAGUGCUCUUCAGUUGAGCCAGAGCAUUUGAGUAGAGAGCAGUGGGUGAAAAGCCGUUGACGUUAUUGGUUAAAAGCUGAAAGUUUGCUACUCCAUGCGACUGACUAGCAAAAUGAAAGUAGAUUAGUAUUGGAGUAUUUUAGAGGGAGGAAAAACACACGGCGAAGUGAUAGUAGAUGAUUGAUAAAUGCAAUUAAACAUGCAGCGAAAUACAUAAAAAGCAACGAUUUAUGGAGAAAGAAAUUGGAAUAACUGGAUUCUAGAUUGAUGUACAGAUAGAUACAAAGGUUUAUUGAUUUGAACAAUUGGAUUUAACAAAAUGGAUAGGAUUUCGAGAACGUUGUGUGUGAUUUUCGCGCUGUGCCUGGAACUUACAAUGACUUGUGCGGAAACGAUCGAAUUUCGAAUGUUGGAAGAAAACAUUCCGGGGAUAUAUGUGGGGAACAUCCAAGAAAAAUACAACACCAAUAGGGAUCAGCUCAGAUUUUCUUUGCUCAAAGAUGAUAACAGCCCAAACGAAGAUUUAUUCGCAGUCGACGAAAUUAGCGGCAAUUUGACGGCAGUGCAAUCUAUUGACAGCGAAAGUCUAUGUGAAUUUGUGAUAGACUGUAGAGUCACUCUCCAAAUAGCAAUUCAAACGGAAAGACAAGACGGCUUCUUUGAUGUUGUUUAUUGUGAUGUAGUUAUAGACGAUAUUAAUGACAAUGCUCCUACAUAUUUCCAAGACAGCUACACAUUGCCUAUCACAGAGGCUGUUCUCACAGGAGCUAGCUUCACUUUCGAAGGAGCAAGAGACAUUGAUACUAGUGCUGCAUAUUCAAUCAAAUCAUACUCUUUGGAGCCAAAGGUUCCUGGAGACGCCUUGCCGUUUAGUGUCCGAUUCACCACGAAACUUGAUGGAGGUUCAACUGUUAAACUCAUUGUCAAUGAAAUUUUGGACAGAGAAAUCAGAGACAGUUAUGAGUUUUAUGUUAUCGCAAAGGAUGGUGGCUCUCCUCCGAAGCAAGGUUCAUUAUUUGUUACUGUGACAAUAACUGACACCAACGACCAAUACCCUGAGUUUGACCAGACGUCAUAUUCAGUUCGUGUUAAAGAGGAAGUUGCAAAAGAUGUUGUGAUUUUGACAUUAAACGCCACAGACAAAGAUAUCGGUGCUAAUGGUAUUGUCAGGUAUCGAUUAAGCCCGAAUCAACACACCGAUCAUCUGAAGUAUUUUACCAUGGGGGAGCUAACUGGACAACUCUCUAUCAAAGAGAGGCUUAACUCAACGGACAAAAAAUAUUUCAAGCUCAUUGUUGACGCCAUCGACCAGGGUGAUUCGCCCUUGAUGACGCAAACCUUCGUUGAAGUUACCGUCUUGGACACCUCAAACAGUCCCCCAAGGAUAAAGCAAACCCUCCUACCUAACCCACAAGAAAGUUAUGCCAGUAUCUCUGAGUACGCUAACGUUGGUGCCGUUGUUGCAUACAUCGCCGUCGAAGAUCAAGACUCCGGACGUAACGGGGACGUUGAUUGCGUCAUUGAAAGUAAUGACAUGUUCAAUUUGCCCAAGUAUGACAAUAAGGAAUAUAAAGUUACUGUAGCCAAGUCCUUGGACCGCGAGAUCGCCAUUUCACAUGAUGUGACUGUAAUAUGCAUGGAUAAAGGGGUGCCACCUUUGAGUUCUGAAGCCACUUUCACUGUUCAAAUAGCUGAAGAAAACGAUAAUGCACCGACAUUCAGACAACAGCGAUAUUUUGUUAACAUGGAUGAGAACAAUGAACUUGGUGAUAGAAUUAUAAUUGUGUCGGCCUUCGACCUUGAUUCUGGUAUUAACAAGAUAAUCGAAUACUCCUUGGAUAAGAAAGCUGCUGAGUAUGCUUUCGUCGACCCAGACACAGGAGAAAUCAUGGCCAACAAAAUAUUUGACAAAGAGUCUAAGGACGGGCAAGGGUUUUCAUUAACGGUUUACGCCAAGGACAAGGGGGAACCAGCCCUUACAGGCACGGCGUCAGUUCUGGUCACCAUACAUGACGUUAAUGAUGAAAAGCCUGUCUUUGACCAGGGACUGUUCAGGUUUUGGAUCGACGAGAACCAGCCCGCGGACUCCUCUGUUGGUAGACUGACAUCAAAGGACAACGAUAUGGGAAGCCACGCCGUCACAAGAUAUGCCAUGAAGCCUGAUGGCACAAUGGUCCCUUUUGUUAUCAUUGAAGAUGGAACUAUCAAGACUGAUCGUGAGCUUGACCGCGAAGAAAGAUCUCAAUACACCUUUGACGUCAUGGCGAUUGACGUCGAGGAUGAGACUUUGUUUGAUACGGCGACUGUGACGGUGUUUAUUUCUGAUGAAAAUGAUAAUGGACCAAUGUUUGAAUAUCCACGUCGUGGAAAUGACACGGUACGUGUUUUGUACCAUACCACACCUGGAACUGUUGUUUGUCGCGUAUUAGCUCAGGACAAAGAUGAUCCAUCAUUGGAUAAUGCCAGAUUACGUUACUCAUUGCAAACGGUGAACUCUACCAGUUUUUUUACCAUCGAUGCUAGUAAUGGAAACAUAAUUCUGAAAGCUCCACUAGAAAACACUGAUACUAUUGACAAAACUUUCCUUUUGACCAUUCACGUUAGUGACUCUGGUGACGUCAAACACACGGCAUCAGCGACGUUACGCGCCGUCAUUGUAGCAGAUAACGGUACUUUACCAGCUAUAGUGGGCAAAGAAAACAAAAACUUCAUCAUCGCCGCUGCUGUCGGCGCUGCCACUGUCCUAAUUUCCUGUGGGAUCAUCGUCACAAUCUGCAUUAUCCGUAACCUUGACUCUCGACGACGUCGGAACAACAAAGGCCACCAAAAAGCCCUGUCCGAAAACAUGUACAGCAGAAAUAAUGAGGAAGUAGACAACAUCUACCCGUUGCCCAUGGAUGGCGACAACGGGGAAAAGAAGCGAAAGGGGGUCAGCUUCUCCCUGGACGGUCAAGGUCACAUUGAAGGUCACGUAGACUGCCAGAUUACACAGAACUCCGAAGAUCAGGGUAACAGAAGCUUCGACCAAAUGCUACUAGAGCCGCCACCACAGUACCAGCAGUUGGUUCCACCGUCGGGGAAGCUUGACGACUGCCACUCGGACAUGUCGGGAGAGAGCAACGGCGACAGCGGCAAGGGCGGCAGCGACGAUGAUCUCCAGAUAAACAACCUAUCCUUCACCAGGGAUGAGGCUCACCGCUCAAAAGACAGAUGGAACAACAGUCGAAUUCCGUCCGGUACAGAACUGAGGUCAUUUCCGACACGCUACUCACAUGGCAACAAUUCCCUUCCGCGACAGAAAAUAGUUCCCUUCUCAUUCAACAAGUCCACGCCGGCAUACAACGGAAACAGCUUGAUAAACAACCUAUCGCCACCGCCGUCGGCAUCUUCAUACAUGAUGCCAACAUUUUACGAAGACGAGAGUCGGUCUUCGUCUGGGUUUCAUAGCAGUAUUGACUCAAAUUCAAAUUUGAAUUUGAAUAAUUUGAGAAGUGGCGGGAAAAUAACUUUGAACCGAGGCAAUAUGCCGGACUGUGUAGUGUGAUUCAAAGGCGGUAGAAAUUGAAACAAUGAUUAUCUGUGAUACAUUUUUAUCUACAAAAAACCUCAACGAGGCUAGCUUUCUGAGCAUUACAUAUAGACUUAUUCAAUGCUCAGGAUUGGACUUUUAUCAGAGACACACAAUUCUCAAUGUGCCAAAUGCAUCAUUUAUGGAGAAAAUCGACGAUUUACAGUAUUACCGACCAAGAGAACUUAUAUGCGCUUCGGGAAUGUUGCCGCCAAUUGAGUGCUGCACGCUUCCCCCAUGGAUCGACGGAAGUUUCCUCGGGCGCCUAUUGGAUAUGUCGUCGGCGGAACGUGCCACUGUGCCGGUGCCGACGGCCUUGACACCCCAUAGUCGCCGCAAGCAACGAUUCUACCUCAGUCCUGAUUUCUGAAAUCACACAUGACGGCGUCCGAGACACCGGACGUCUUUUUUCUGCAAUAUUUUUGUAUUGUGUGGAUACUGGAAAACAAUUUACCCAUUCAACCAUGUACUUUAUUAAGACGGGUUUUUGCAAUGUUGAUUUAGUGCAUAUAUAUGAAAAGAAUGAGUAUUUGCAACGAAGUGAAAUCUAUGCAGAGACUGAAUUAUCGUGAUAAAAGACAGUUCGGCGAAAAUAAAUGUAAUUAUUGUGCUAAUAGUGACACUGAUUGGCAAUGAAAGAAUUUGUAAUGGUGCAUGGAGGAUACAGUAAUUUGUUGGACUGUUCAGCAAAUCGUUCUUUUUGUGUGGAAUUCAUUUGGAUGGAAGGUUGAUAGAACUUGACAAAAAGGCAUGUGCUAAAACAAUAACCACUGCUGGACACAACAAAAAUAACCAAUUAUACUUAUCACAUAACUUAUUUUACAUGGUCAGUCCGACCCUGAUAAGUCUAAUUAAUGUUCCCUUUGAUGUUGCACCGCAGGCGGGUCUUUCAAGUAUACAUGUACAAAGAAAUACUCACUGCAUCCAUAAAUAAUUGUUUUUGCCUGCUGCGCAACCACUCAUGUACUGUGGCCGGUCAUUAUAUGAUAAAUGUUAAGAUACUUAACAACUGGACCGCGCUUGAUAGGUCUGUCAGACCAGGGAUUUUGAUUAAUGACCUUUGAGAUUGUAACAAUUCUUAUUAUUACAAUCACUGCAUGAUACUAUUUCGGUACAUUUAUAUAACAGUGUAAUGACCCACUUUGUACUUCAGAGGACCAAUUGUUUUUUCUUUGUUUUUUCGGAACAUGAAUUUCAACGUAUACACUCAUAAAAUGAAUUGCACUCUUUGUUAUGCAUACGAUGUUGAAGAUGAAACUCAUUUUUUUGCCGAACAUGAAUUUGAACUCAUUAACUCAUAAAAUGAAAUGCACCGUUUGCCAAGCAUGCGAUAUUGAAGAUGAAUUUCAUUUUUUAUUUAUUUAAAUUACACAUGUCUAUCACAUUUGAUCGCUUAUGUCUGAAUGUUGUGACGUUUCGUGUCUGUUAUUUUUACUAAAUAUUGCCAGGAUAUGUUUGAUUGUAUAACAUAUAGAGAGAAAUCCAUGACAAACUAAUGAUAUAGAAAACUCUAUAGACAUGCAUGCAGACAGUCUUCCUUUUUAUAUAUUAGAACUGAAAUUACUUGGUAGUUACAUUUGCAAGAUUUCUGAACAUGCGAUUUGUCUGUAUAAUUAGAAUGAUUUAUGGUAUUAUAUAAACGGGAUCGAUUUGUAUCAUACUAUUAUAUGAAAUGAAAUGAAACUUUUUUCAGUCAGUGCAAUUUUGUGUUCAAUAUGAUAUAAAACUGAUUAGUCAGUAAAUAUGAUUAUGACAUUUUGUUUUAUCUGUAUAUAUAGUAUUUUAUUGAUGACUUUACUAAUAUGUCAUUAAA
Molecule: messenger RNA, 6029 nt
Organism: Mya arenaria
Lineage: Eukaryota; Metazoa; Mollusca; Bivalvia; Myida; Myidae
Product: protocadherin-7-like
Exons: 5
Coding region: 968-4192 (1074 amino acids)
Biological process (GO): homophilic cell-cell adhesion
Cellular component (GO): plasma membrane
Molecular function (GO): calcium ion binding
Source: RefSeq, a predicted model, not a curated record